CUUAACUUUAUAAAUAAUAAAUAUGAAAGCUCUUAUCGCUCUCACAAUCGUUGGAUUAGCAUCCGUUGCUUACUUCGGACUCUACACUGAGGAGAACUCUGCUCUUCAAGCUGAGUUCCAAAGCUUCAUCCAGAAUUAUAAGGCCAAUUAUGCCAACUCUGCUGAAUUUGAGUUCAGAAUGAAGGCUUUUGAGAAAAAUUUGGAGACAAUUGCUCAAAUGAACGAAGAGAAUCCUCUUGCUACCUUCGGAGUCAACCAAUUUGCUGAUAGAACUGAGGAGGAAAUGCAAGCUAUGCUCACCAAGAGAGGAUUUGGAGAUCAUGAAGGAUGUGAUGACAUCUCUCCAUCUGCCGAUCUCGUUGAUGUUGACUGGAGGGAUCUCAUGGGAACCCCAAAGAACCAAGGAUCUUGUGGAUCAUGCUGGGCCUUCGCUACUACUGCCGUUACUGAAGGAAGAUAUGCUCUCUUCCAGGGACAGAAGCAAGUUACUACCAGAUUCUCAGAGCAAUCCUUAGUUGAUUGUGACACUAGAUACAACGCUGGAUGUAACGGAGGAGAAGAAUAUCUCGCUUUCCAAUACUGGGAACAAAAUGAUGUUGUUCUUGAAUCUGAUUAUCCAUACAAGGGAAGAGAUGGAACUUGUCAAGAAGCUCAUGCCACCGGUAUCAGAGUUAAGACCUGCACUAACCUCAACGCUAACAAUAAAGAAAUUGUUUCUGAGCUCCAGAACGGUCCAGUUGAUAUUGGAGUUGAUGCCAGCAGAUGGUCUUUCUACAGAAAAGGUGUCAUGACUUCUUGCCCAGGAAGAGGAAAUAACCACGCUGUAACUCUCGUAGCAUAUACCGCUCCUCAAAGCGCAAACGAAGUCGCCACUGUCACCAUCAGAAACUCUUGGGGAGAAGACUGGGGAGAGAAAGGACACAUCAGACUUCCAUUUGAUAGCGACAACUGCGGAUGGCAAGAUGACGUCCACUCCAUCUACUUCGAAUAAUUGCUUGAUCAUUCCUAAUCUCAUCUA
Messenger RNA from Moneuplotes crassus, 1018 nucleotides. Lineage: Eukaryota; Ciliophora; Spirotrichea; Euplotida; Euplotidae. The record is from the annotation of a GenBank genome assembly.